Molecule: messenger RNA, 2770 nt
Organism: Populus nigra (black poplar)
Lineage: Eukaryota; Viridiplantae; Streptophyta; Magnoliopsida; Malpighiales; Salicaceae
Product: probable LRR receptor-like serine/threonine-protein kinase At3g47570
Exons: 2
Coding region: 260-2497 (745 amino acids)
Biological process (GO): protein phosphorylation
Molecular function (GO): protein binding; protein kinase activity; ATP binding
Source: RefSeq, a predicted model, not a curated record
AGAAGAAGAAGAAAAAGAACAGUCCUUCACCCGCUAAUCAUCAUCCAUCUGCUCUGUAUCAGGUCAUAUUCCAUCAGCUAUAUUCAACAUCUCUUCUUUACAACUACUUUAUCUUGACGCCAACAAACUAUCUGGUGGUCUCCCAACGGACAUAUGCGACCACCUCCCUUUACUUGAAGAGCUGGUGCUUCAGGGAAACCAGCUCAGUGGUCAGAUUCCACCAAGUUUAUGCAAAUGUCGACAGCUUCGUUCAUUAGCAAUGCUCGGCAAUAAUUUUGAUGGAAACUUACCAAGAGAUAUUGGAAACUUGUCAAUGCUUACAGAGAUGCUCUUUGGUAGCAACAUGUUAGAGGGAUCACUGCCACCCUCAAUUGGUAAUUUAUCCAGGUUAGAAGUGCUUGACUUGUCAUCCAACAGACUGACCGGUCAUAUUCUGCAAGAAUUUGGAAACUUGAGAGCGCUGCGAGUCCUCAUUUUGCAUUCCAAUUCGUUUACCAAUGACCCUUCCAGUCAGGUACUUCACUUCAUCACUUCUUUGACAAACUGUAGGGAGUUACAAACAUUGAACACGGGGAAGAAUCCUUUAAAUGGCAUGCUUCCAAAUUCGGUAGGGAAUCUCUCCAGCUCUCUAACAUAUUUUUAUGUUAACGACUGCAAACUCAACGGCAACAUCCCAAGUGAGAUUGGCAACUUGACUAGCCUAAUUGGCUUAGCCUUGACAAAAAAUAAUUUUGCUGGAUCUGUUCCAUCAACAAUGGAAGGGUUAAGGAACAUUCAACUGUUGGAUCUUUCUAGGAACAAGCUUAAUGGUUCUAUUCCGCCUUUUCUAUGUCUUGCAAGGAGCUUGGCUGUAUUAGCAGCAGACGAAAAUCACUUGAGGGGAUCGAUACCUAACUGCAUAGGGAAUCUUACUUCAUUAAGACUCCUAUAUCUAGAUUACAAUGCAUUGAGUUCUACCAUCCCUUUAACAUUAUGGAGCCUCAAGGACCUCUUGCAAUUGACUUUGAGUUCAAAUUCUCUGAGCGGGCCUCUUUCUUUACAAGUUGGAGGAAUGAAGGCUGCGAUAGUUAUUGAUUUGUCAGGGAAUCAAUUGUCUGGUAAUAUUCCAAGUACAAUAGGUUCACUCAAGAACUUGAUAAACAUUUCAUUAUCCGGAAACAGCUUUCAAGGGUCCAUCCCAGAAUCAUUAGGUGAUUUGGUAGGCCUGGAACUCUUAAAUCUGUCUCAAAAUAACUUGUCUGGUGAAAUUCCCAAGUCACUAGAGGACCUUAGAUAUUUGAAAUAUUUGAAUGUGUCUUUCAAUGGUCUCCAAGGAGAAAUUCCAAGCGGAGGUCCAUUUCCCAACUUCACUGCUCAGUCUUUUAUGGGGAAUAAGGCUCUUUGUGGCCCUGCCUGGCUGCAAGUCCCACCAUGCCACCGUAAAUCCGGUCAACCUUCAGACACUAAAUCCAGACUUCUAAGGUUCAUCUUACCUGCUGUCGCAUCUGCACUGCUUGUGGUGGCUUUCGUUUUUCUUCUUGUACGAUGUCCACGAAGGCGCCGAAAAACUCCUAUUCCAGAAGCCCUUCCAUUGACAGCAAUCCAGAGAAGAGUUUCAUUCCUAGAACUUCUACGAGCAACAAAUGAGUUUCAUGAGAGUAAUCUGCUAGGUGUUGGGAGUUUUGGCUCCGUGUAUCAUGGGGUGCUUCCCGACGGGCUGAAUAUAGCUGUGAAGAUUUUUAAUCUGCAAGUGCAAGGAGGGCUAAGAAGUUUUGACACAGAAUGCGAAAUCAUGCGCAACAUCAGACACCGCAACCUUGUGAAGAUUAUUUGCAGUUGCUCUAAUCUUGAUGUCAAGGGCCUGGUCCUGGAGUACAUGCCUAAAGGAAGCUUGGAGAAAUGGUUAUACUCUUACAACUAUUUCUUAGAUAUCAUUCAAAGAGUGAACAUUAUGAUAGAUGUCGCAUCUGCCAUUGAGUAUCUCCAUCACGGUUAUUCAACUCCUGUGGUGCAUUGUGAUUUGAAGCCGAGCAAUGUGUUGCUAGAUGAAGACAUGGUUGCGCAUGUAUGCGACUUUGGCAUUGCAAAACUCUUGGGUGCAAGUGAGUCCGUUUCACAAACCAAGACCCUUGCCACAAUAGGGUACAUGGCACCAGAGUAUGGACUGGACGGACUUGUGUCCACCAGGAUUGAUGUCUACAGCUUUGGAAUCAUGUUGAUGGAAAUCUUCACGCGGAAAAGGCCUACCGAUGAAAUGUUCGAGGGAGAGAUGAGCUUGAAACGAUUGGUCAAAGAAUCGUUGCCUGAUUCAGUGAUUGACAUAGUGGAUAGUAAUUUGCUGAACAGGGGAGAUGGCCACUCCUUAAACAAGGAGCAUUGUGUCACAUCUAUAAUGGAGCUGGCUCUGCAAUGUACUAAAGAAUCACCUGAAGAGAGGAUCAACAUGGUCGAAAUCCUGGCAAGGCUGAAAAACAUCAAAGGGGAAUUCUUGACAGAACGUGAGAGGCGUCGGCAUUAAGAUAAAUGAACUUUUAGUACUUCACAGCUUAAUUUUCCAGUUUUUCUGUCUGCAGGUUAGAUUUUCUGGUUACUAAUCUUAACUUUGAUUUCUCAAGCUGAAGAAUCCAUAUCCCCUCCCCCCUAAUGAUCAAUCCAUAAAUUUACCGUUCGUUUUUGGUAACUGCAUGCCUUGUAUCUUGCAAGAAUAAUGUCCCCAGGGGGACAAUCCUACUAAUAAGAUGUGAUAUUUCUAGUUAUUAUUUAUUUCCAUGUUUUAAAAAUAUUUUUUUUA